Messenger RNA from Sus scrofa (pig), 7804 nucleotides. Lineage: Eukaryota; Metazoa; Chordata; Mammalia; Artiodactyla; Suidae. The record is from RefSeq and is a predicted model, not a curated record.
AGAUCGGCCGGAGCCGGGAGAGCGGUGCCGCCCAACAACCUUGGCCGCCGGCCGGGUGGCCAGCUCCGCCUCUUCUCGUGUCUUUUCCCACAGCCCAAAAUGGCGGCGGAGGUGGAUUUUGGCGAUCUAGAGCUGUUCGAGGCGUUUGACCACGCCGAGGAGUCGAUUCCGAAGCCCGUUCACACCCGCUUCAAGGAAGACGACGGCGACGAGGAGGAUGAGAAUGGAGUCGGCGACGCGGAGCUCCGGGAACGGCUUCGGCAGUGCGAGGAAACCGUCGAGCAGCUCCGCGCCGAGAAUCAGGAACUUAAAAGAAAAUUGAACAUUCUCACUCGACCAAGUGGAAUAUUGGUGAACAAUACUAAGUUAGAUGGACCUUUAUUACAGAUUCUAUUUAUGAACAAUGUUAUUUCAAAGCAAUAUCAUCAAGAAAUAGAGGAAUUUGUAUCAAAUUUAGUAAAAAGAUUUGAGGAACAGCAGAAAAAUGAUGUGGAAAAGACUUCCUUUAAUCUUUUGCCCCAGCCAUCCAGUGUUAUGCUACAAGAGGACCAUAAAGUAGAAGAAUCCAGUGACGUUCAAAACAACAAAGAAGCUUUUAGUGGCCAAACCCUCAGCAUAUGGAAGUUCCCGUGCGAGGAUCAAAUCGGAGGUACAGCUGCUGGCCUAUGCCACAGCCACAGCAGUGUGGGAUCCAAUCCGUGUCUGCAACCUAUACCACAGCUCACGGCAACGCUGGAUCCCCAACCCACUGAGCAAGGCCAGGGAUUGAACCCGAAUCCUCAUGGAUACUAGUCACGAUUCAUUUCCGCUGUGCCACAAUGGGAACUCCUUAAAAUUUUUUAAAGAAGAUGAUAUUAUCCUGUAUUCCAUUAAAGGAAGACUGGUUUUCACGUUCAUGUCAUAUUGUGUCCCACUGAUAUACCACAAUUUUAAAGAUAUGGGGCUGCUGGGAUGCUGAAGAGCCCGUAAAUGUUAUUGAAAAGAUGUGUACAGUAUGUACACAUCUCUGCAAAAGUGACAAAGGCUGUUACUUACAAAGGUGUUGUUUAGAUCACCCUGUAGAGUGCCAGGUGGCAGAACUAGGACCAGUGAUUGGGUAGAGUAGAAAGAAGCACAUUUCAGCUCAACUUUUAGAAAGCGGACAUUUCUAUCAGAGGUGGAAAAAAAUUAAGUGAUAUGUCUAAUAAUUUUUUUUUAAGUGAAUUCCAUGUUAUUGGAGAGAGUCAAAGAAAGACCACAAUGCUCUAAGGGCACUUUAAAGAAGGAUUCUUUAUUUGAACUAGAUAACUUCAUUUCUUUUCUAAACUCUAAGAACUGGGAUUUAAAGUGAUACUUGUCUAGGAACGGGGGAUUUUGCAUAUUUAUUCAGUUGGUUCUUGAAUAAAUAUUUACUAAAUGCUUCUUGGUGCCAGGGACCAUUCUAGAUUCUAGGGACAGGAAUGGGAGAAAAAAAAUAAAAGCUAGUAUAAUGAGCAGGGGCAGGAGUGAGAGGGUAACUGCAAGGCACUUGGUUUGGAGAGUGAGUACUUAAUGACAGCCUAUCUGAGCCAAGACUGAGGAAAUUGAGGAAGUGAGCUGGGCUGCAGUUUCAGUGAGGAUCACUCCAGGCAGCAGGAGAAGUAAGUGAGAAGCCCCAGGGCAGAAGCAGACAUCUGCACACUGCGGCCAGUACUGCUCAAGCUCAUUACAGAUGCUACUCAGGAAGGUACUAAAAUGCUAUUCUCAUUUUACAGGUGAGGGAACAGACCUGGACUAGUUAGUGGCACAGCCAGGGUUUGAAUCUAGGCAUAGCAUCUUAAUCCUUAUGUCGCCUCAUAGGCCAGAGUGAGGACUUUGGAUUUUACUCUGAGAAACUCCUGGAGGGUUUUAUGUAGAAAUGUGACAUGACAAGAUUUGAAUGUUUAAAAGACCUGACUUCUCUGUGGAAAACAAUCUGUAGCUGGUUACAUGUGGAAGCUGAGAACUAGUUAAGAAGUUUCAUCUCAUGUGAGAAAAAAUGGCAACUUAGACUACAGUGUGAAUGGCCAUGAUGAGAAGUGGUUAGAACCUGAAUAUACCUUAAAAGUAGAACUGAUCAAAUGUGUUGAUGAAUUGAAUAUAGAGUAUGAGAUCAAGCGAGAGAGCAGAAUGACAGGGUUUUGGUCUGAACAACUGCAAUAUCAUUACCUUUUCUAAAGGGAAAGCCUGGCCGGGGAAGCAGGUUUGGAUGGGAUAGGAAUCCAGUGCAGGUUUUUUUUGUUUUUUGGUCUUUUUAGGGCCGCACCCGUGGCACAUGGAGGUUCCCAGGCUAGGGGUCAAAUCAGAGCAUAGCUGCUGGCCUAUACCAGAGCCACAGCAACUUGGGAUCUGAGCUGCGUCUGUGACCUACACCACAGCUCAUGGCAAUACCAGAUCCUUAACCCAGUGAGCAAGGCCAGGGAUCAAACCUGUGUCCUCAUGGAUACUAAUCAGAUUUGUUUCUACUGAGCCAUGAUGGGAACUCCCCCCCCUUUUUUUUUUUAAUUUUUUUUUGGCUGUGCCCACAGCAUAUGGAAGUUCUUGGGCCAGCAACUGAACCUGCACCACAGCAGCAGCCUGAACCACAGCAGUGACAGUGCUGGAUCCUUAUCCCACUGAACCAUCAGGGAACUCCGUCCAGUGCAGUUCUACAUCUGUGAGUUUGAGAUGCCUCUUACAUGUCCAGGGAGAGCUGUCAAGUCAGCACUUGUACGUACAAGACUGAGGUUUAGGAACCGUCAGAACUGGGCUUUGAGGGUUGGCAGCAUAGAAAUCUUAUUUCGUACCAUUCACGCCCUGGGUGAAUCACCUAGGUUGUGAAGUAGAGAGAAGAUGGAGAGAUGACAAGGAUCUUGCAAAGAAGACCGAGGAGAGUAGGUCAGGAAGCAAACGGAGAGAAUGGUGUCCUGGAAGCCAAAGGACGAAGGAGUGUCUAGAAGGAAGGGGGAAUCAACCAUGCCAGUUGUAGCGGACAGGCUGAGAUAAAGGCUGGGAACUGUCCUUUGAAUUUGGCUGUCUGGGGGUGAUCAGGGAGCUCCAUUGUUAGAUAGCUUCAUGCAGUGUUAGGCACAGAAAGAAGUCUUACUGGAAAUGUUCAAAAAAGGAUGGCAGUGUCAUUUAAAAAACAAGUGGGGAGAACUAUUCUAGACAAAAAGAAGCUAAAAGGACUUAACAUCUAAAUGCAAUGUGUGAGCCUAAAUCAAAUCCUGGGUUGGGGGCGGGGAAAGCCUACAGGACAUUUUGGGGACAGUUGGGGAAAACUGAAAAUAGAUUGGGUAGAUGAUAUGAAGGUGUUAUUAAUUUACUUAGGUGUGGCAGUGGUAUUGUGAUUUGUAAGAAAAUGUUCUUACGGGCUCAUAUGAAGCAUUUAGGGGUGAAGUGUCAUGAAAAAGAAUCUAUAGUUGCUUAGUAUGGAAGCUGGAACCCGGGUAGAAAGUUCCUGUAUUCAUUUCAAGCAAGAGAAGAAAAUGGCUUAUAAUAAUAUGAUAAUGGUGGCGACUUAACAUUUUAAAAAUGGUUCAGUAAAGUGUGUGUGUGUGUGUGUGUGUGUGUGUGUGUGUAAGGAGAGAGGGAUGCACACAAAAAUCAAUUAACAAUUGUUGAAUCUAGGUGGAGGGUACAUGGGUAUCCCCUGUACCAAUUUUUCAACUUCUCUGUAGGAAAUCUUCCCAAAACAUUGGAAGAAAAGAAAAAGAGUGAUUGGGAGAAAGGGAAAUGGAAACAAUGAAUGUAAAAUAUAGACAACUUUCAGAGAAUCUUGCAGCAAAAGGAAGCAAAGAAAUGGGGAAUUGGAGGGAAAUACAAGAGUUCUUGACAAGUUUUUGUUUUUUAAGUCUGGCGAGAGUGCAGCCAAUAGUAAUGAUCCAGUUGAGAGGAAAAACUCAAUGACUUAGGUGACAUUCACUGAUGGGGAUUUAUUUACACACCAGAAUCUGGCUCCUUUAACUAAGGAGAUGAUUAUUUCUAGUAAUUUCAUCCAGAAAUAAAUUGUUAAAACAGUUAAUCAUAGUCUUACAUUAUUUAAUGUCUUUUUUUUUUUCUGCUUAAAUAGCAAUAUUUUUUGACUUGUUUUCUGCAGGUUGUAGGAAGUGUCCUGUAUUUUACUAAUUUUUGCCUUGAUAAAUUGGGGCAACCGCUACUAAAUGAAAACCCUCAGCUUACGGAAGGAUGGGAAAUACCCAAGUAUCCUACAUAGUGAAUGAAGAUCUUUAUGCACCUUGCUAUUAAGUUCACCUUAAAAACAAACAAACAAACCAAAUUUUGCAGACAAUGAUAACUAUUCCUUAAUAAAACUCACUAAAGGUACCAGCAAGUCUUCAGCCACAUUGUUUCUCUAGAAGGGCAAGAAAUACAAGUAAAGGCAAAAAGGUUUGUGUGGGGAGUUGUUUUUGCUUUCUUCUUUUUUUUUUUUAACAAAACCAUAAACUCUUUUAGCUUGAAAAAUUACUAUUCUUUAUUGCCGGCUUACUAUAAAUAAAUUAACAGAUUAAUCUAGAAUUUCAUAUAGACAUAUGUUAAAUGUUUAAAUUGAUCAUGCUGGAAAUCAUUGGUUCACGCCUGAUAUGCCUGGGUGGGUAGAAACGUAUAAUUGCUGCUGUCAAUCUGAUUGCUGUCUUAUAACCAUCUGCCCCUUUCCAAAUUACCUCAAGGAAAAUAAGAUAAUCUGUUUGCCUCGAUUCUUCUGUUACCAGCCACUGACAAAACUCAGAGGUAACAGAUCACUUGGGAACAUAAGGGUUCUUGGUUAAAAGACUAGUUAAAAGUACCAUUUGUUUAGGAGUUCCCUUGUGGUGCGGCGGGUUAAGGAUCCGGUGUUGUCAUUGCAGCAGCUCAGGUUGCUGCUGUGGCGCUGGUUCAAUCCCUGGCCUGGCAACUUCCCCAUGCCGCAGGUGCGGCAAAAAAAAAAAUUACUGUGUGUUUAAGGGUGAACGUCUACUCAUUAUCACAGAUAUUAGUGAUUUGUGACCUACUUACUUUCUUGUUUCUCUGAUACAAUUUGGUAUCAUAUAAAAUUUUGUUGAUUUGCUUUUAUAUUUCCAUUUACAAUAUGAAAAUCUUUGUUUUUUUGACUAAAUAGGCCAAAGCCUCACUGUUUCAAUUGUGGUUCUGAAGAGCAUCAAAUGAAAGAUUGCCCAAUGCCUCGGAAUGCUGCUCGAAUAAGUGAGAAGAGAAAAGAGUAUAUGGAUGCCUGUGGUGAGACAAACAAUCAGAAUUUUCAGCAGCGAUACCAUGCAGAAGAAGUAGAAGAAAGAUUUGGAAGGUUCAAGCCAGGAGUUAUUAGUGAGGAACUUCAAGAUGCACUGGGUGUGACAGACAAGAGUCUCCCACCUUUUAUAUAUCGAAUGCGCCAGCUAGGAUACCCACCAGGCUGGCUUAAAGAGGCCGAACUAGAGAACUCAGGGCUUGCACUCUACGAUGGCAAAGAUGGUGCUGAUGGAGAAACAGAAGCUGGAGAAGUACAACAAAAUAAAAGUGUCACUUAUGAUCUCUCGAAAUUGGUAAACUAUCCAGGUUUUAAUAUAUCUACUCCCAGAGGAAUUCCAGAUGAAUGGAGGAUGUUCGGUUCCAUACCAAUGCAGGCAUGUCAGCAGAAAGACGUGUUUGCCAGUUACCUAACUUCUAACUUUCAAGCGCCAAGUGUAAGGUCCAACAGCAAGAGGGCUUCAUCUCAGUCCAGCCCCAGCAGUCCAAAGAAGCAGAAGAAGGAGGGCAGCUUGGCAGCCUCACCCGCCGACAUGGAGCUCGACUCGGAUGCAGAGGUCCCAAGCAAUGAAGCGUUUCAGUUUCAGCCCCCGCUGCCCCCUGGCACUCCUCCCCCUCUACCCCAGGGCACCCCUCCACCCACCUUCACCCCUCCGCUCCCCAAGGGCACCCCACCACUGACUCCCAGUGACUCACCCCAGACCAGAGCGGCGUCUGUGACUAUGGAUGAGGACGCACUGACUUUGGAGGAACUUGAAGAACAGCAGAGGCGGAUAUGGGCGGCCCUGGAGCAGGCCGAGAGCGUCAACAGUGAUUCUGACAUUCCCGUUGACACACCUCUAACUGGGAAUUCGGUUGCCUCUUCACCUUGUCCGAAUGAGCUCGAGCUCCCUGCCCUGGAGGAAAAACCAUCUGAGAAGCAGAUGCCAGAUGAGGCUGAGGUACCAGACACGUGUACAAAGAAAUCAGAGGUUGAACAGUGCUCGAGUCCAGAUUCUGAGGCUGCCUUGCUCGACCAGAAGGAAAAGGAAGCUUCUGCUCAGGUCAGCUGCAAAGAUGCUCCCCUUGGUAAUGGCAGCGUCAAGUCAAACUGUGCCAUCAGCAAUGGAGGUGGCAGCCAGAAGCUCCUUCACGUGGACACCAGUCCUGCCACGGCCCCUAAAAUCCACAGUCCCAUCCCUGACAUGAGCAAGUUUGCAACCGGAAUAACGCCGUUCGAGUUUGAGAACAUGGCAGAAUCUACUGGAAUGUACCUCAGGAUAAGAAACUUGUUAAAGAACUCACCUCGAAACCAGCAAAAAAACAAAAAAACUUCUGAAUAACUGACAAAAUACCAAGAGCUAUUUAAUUAUCUAUAACUGUGCAUUCCGGUGAUUAGUUCUAGGUGGACAGGUGGAGUUGUUCUCCUCCUUGUCCCUCUCAUGUUGAAAAAUCUAUCCAAGGCUUAAUCGUGGUCUAAAGUCAGGCCUCUUUUAAAGAACGGAAAAACUGGGCUUGCUGGUUUACUAUAUUUUAUUCUCACUGAUAAAAACUCAAGAGGGAGAUGUAAGUAUGGUUUAGAGAUAGUUAAGGUUUCUACUAUUUUUGAAUCGUGAGUGUCUGUCAAGAGUGGUGAUUUUUAUCUGUCUUUUGUAUAUUGUUUUCCCUUUCUACAUUUUGCUAAUUAUCCUGUAUGUAAGUUUAAUAUAUCACUUUUUAAAAGAAAAAAACCCUAACCAUUUAAAAUUCAUAUUUCAACUCUGACAACCAAAUGAGAAAAAUCAGGGAUGAACAGCUUUAUCCCAUUUGGGGUAUUUUUGUAAGUAAUUUACAUGCAUCAAUUUUAAUAACACUUUUACUUUUUUGUAAUUUCAUUCUUCAUAUAAGCUUGCUAUACAGGUAUGUUCAUCUUUGUGUACAAAGUUUAAUAAAUUAGUUUUCAUAUACAUAAUCUAAGACUUUGAAUACAAAAAAAAAAAAGACUCACAAUUAAAUUAGUAUAUACAACCUUGUAAGUUUAGAAGUAAACUAUGUGAUUGCAAAAAUUAGUGGUAGCAAGGGAAAUAUAUGAAAUUUCAAGUUUGGGUAUUUUCAAUGAAUUUCAGCCUUUAAUAUAAAAACAGCAGAAUCUUUUAAAGUAGUUAUUUUGAAAAAAAAUAAAUGGAGGGCAGCUAGCCUUUGUGCAAAAAUAAUUUUCUAGAUUUGAAUCCUAUGAUCAUUAAAAACAGAAAGACAUAAAUUGUGUUUAAUUAUCAUAUACAUAUAUAAGAUAGAGCUGAAACUAUGUUUUUUGUCUUUAUGUGGAAUGCCAUUACAACUUUAUAGUCAAGUCCAUGAAAAUAAACAUUUAGAAGAUCAUGAAUUAUUAGUUUUAGGUAGUGUUAUUCUGCUCUCGGGCCAGCAGAGGGAGCAAAAUAUAACCAUUCCAGGUUUAGUUUUCAUUUGGGGAACUUGAAUAACCAAAUUUACUGUUCUAUAAACAAUAAAGGGAAGGAAAAUUAUAUGAAAAAGGGAGAUUUAUUUUCAAGGCUCUCACAGAACAUCUUAGAAAUGGAAUAAAAUGUUUACUACCCUUGGCUUUUUUUCUCUGAGUUAAAGUCCAUAAUAAAACUGAUCUCUUACAGUA